UGUAGUUAGGGUUUUCACGUGUUUGUCGCUUCAUCCCCAGAACCAGAGAACCAAAGUUGUAUCAAAGUUGAUGAGAGCGUCGGAUUCGAGUCACGGCAGAGUCAGAAGAACUCAGAAGGUCCAGGAACCAAUUUAAACCGGGUUCAUAACUCGGUUAUUCAAUAACCGGUUGGAUCAUUUUCUUCGAACCUCCGUGAGUUCUAAAUGAGAAGAGGACCUUCUCUGUUGGUUUAGACUUUAGAGGGCUUUCUCUCGUCGGAGUCACCUAUCUCUUCCGUUUCAUUUCAAGUGUCUUACCCCGGUGGCAGAGAAACGUAGCUUCUUCUGUCUCAAUCUGCAUAAAUAUUAUCCAUGAACAGGGUUCUCGCAAGGAAGCUUGGGACAAAUGUCUUUGGAGCAAAUAUAGUAUUGCGGAGGACUUGUUCAACUCAUGUGAUUCAUAAUGUUACUAGUUCUGGUUCCAAUGAGAGUAUUGCAGAAAAGAAUUCCACUGAAGAUGGUCCACAACAUGACAUUGCUAUUGUCGGCGGUGGAAUGGUUGGAAUCGCUUUAGCUGCUUCUUUGGCAAGCAAGCCAUUGACGAAGCACUUGAAUGUCGCAAUUAUUGACAAUAAUCCUCUUCUGGGGAGAAAAAAUGUUAUAGAGAAAGGUCUCCCACCUGAUCCUAGGGUCAGUACAGUCACACCUGCAACAAUAUCAUUCCUCAAAGAUAUUGGUGCCUGGAAAUACAUUGAGGAACAGCGACAUGCGUAUUUUGAUAAGAUGCAGGUAUGGGACUACACAGGCCUUGGAUAUACAAGGUACAAUGCCAAUGAUGUACAUCAAGAUGUUUUGGGGUGUGUAGUGGAGAAUAAAGUUCUUCAGACAUCUCAGCUAACUUGUGUACAGGAAUCAGAUCUCCAGAAGACUAUUUAUCCUGCCAGGUUAAACGCGAUGGAUAUGCUACCUAGCUCUUCGUUGACAGGUCUUGGUGAAGUACCAUCCACUACAGACUUGUUUAUGCGAGGACGCCUGGCUAAGCUGGAGCUAAGCGAUGGAAAUAACAUCUAUGCAAAACUGGUGGUAGGCGCCGAUGGUUCUAAGUCCCGAGUGAGGGAGUUGGCAGGGAUCAAAACAACUGGAUGGAACUACUCACAAAAUGCUAUAAUUUGUACUGUUGAGCACACUGUCGCAAACUACACAGCGUGGCAACGGUUUUUACCCAAUGGCCCCAUCGCUCUUCUUCCCAUUGGUGACAAGUUUAGCAACAUAGUAUGGACUAUGGACCCAAAAGAGGCAUCAGAUCGCAAAUCAAUGAACGAGGAUGACUUCAUUAAAGCUGUAAACGACGCUCUGGAUACUGGAUAUGGUCCACAUCCAGAGACCACAAGUUCACGGGAUAGCCUCUCUUGGCUUACGGGAGAUGUGACCAUAUCUGCCAAGGAGAAGUUUGAUAUUCCUCCCAAAGUUGUGAAGCUUUCUUCAGAAAGAAUGAUGUUUCCUUUGUCAUUGAGGCACGCAAAAGAUUAUGUGUCAAAGCGUGUGGCUCUUGUCGGUGACUCAGCUCACACUGUUCACCCGUUGGCUGGUCAAGGAGUGAAUCUGGGAUUUGCAGAUGCAAGCGCUCUCUCCAAAGCCAUUGCAGAGGGCAUUGCUCUUGGGACCGAUAUUGGCGAGGCGAAUCUGCUCAAGCAAUAUGAAGCAGAGAGAAAACCUGCAAAUAUAGCAAUGAUGGCAGUUUUAGACGGGAUUCAGAAGAUGUACUCGGUGGACUUCGGACCGCUGAAUGCUCUAAGAGCAGCUGCAUUCCACGGGGCUCACUAUAUUUCGCCGCUUAAAAAGCGUAUCAUAUCUUAUGCUUCAGGAGAGCAAGCUUUGCCGCUGUUUUCAUGAAGAAAGCAAGUAAUUGAUUGGCAAAUACUCAUGAACCAUCUCUUCUUUUGCCAAAUAGAAAUGUAAUGAAGUGACUGAAAAUAGCUCUCGUAGCCCCUGUUUCAAAUAAGCCUGUUAUGUAAGGUGACAGUUGUAUUUAGAAUUUUAUAAUUUAGUCAAUAAUACAUUUUCUGAUACCAAA
Capsella rubella is the source of this 2053-nucleotide messenger RNA. Its product is annotated as ubiquinone biosynthesis monooxygenase COQ6, mitochondrial. The record is from RefSeq and is a predicted model, not a curated record. Gene Ontology annotation, molecular function: FAD binding; 2-octaprenyl-6-methoxyphenol hydroxylase activity; oxidoreductase activity, acting on paired donors, with incorporation or reduction of molecular oxygen, NAD(P)H as one donor, and incorporation of one atom of oxygen. Gene Ontology annotation, cellular component: mitochondrion. The transcript is spliced from 10 exons. Lineage: Eukaryota; Viridiplantae; Streptophyta; Magnoliopsida; Brassicales; Brassicaceae. Bases 352 to 1872 code for a protein of 506 amino acids. Gene Ontology annotation, biological process: xanthophyll biosynthetic process; carotene biosynthetic process; ubiquinone biosynthetic process.